This is a messenger RNA of Cladocopium goreaui, 3318 nucleotides long. The record is from the annotation of a GenBank genome assembly. NCBI's taxonomy places the organism in Eukaryota, Dinophyceae, Suessiales, Symbiodiniaceae.
AUGAGCCCCUGGGAGCCCCUGGGAGUGCGUGGGAGCCCCUGGGAGGAGACACCGGAAGAGGAGUUUGAAGAGAUCCCUGAAGAUACAGAGGAGAUCCCUGAAGAUACAGAGGUGACCGAGGAUCUUGAGCAGAUAGACGAAGACCUCAUAGACCCGAUCGACCCGAUCGACCAGAUCGACCCGAUCGACCAGGAAGAAGGAGCAGAAGGGGAACGAUUUGAUGAGGACCCCCCAUCAGCGGACGAGCUGCCUGAGGAUGCGGAUGGCGACAUUGAAGCUUUGUUGGAAGCAGAUGAGGAUGAGGGCAGCAAGAUCCAUCAAGUGCCAUCAAAUGCAGAGGCUGAACUGAGUGCCAAGAGACGGAAAAUCAGCUCUGGAGUCUCGUUUUCACUGGAACCUGAGAAGUUGCAGCUUCUUGGUCGAUGGAAUUUGGCCAAUGAUCGAGCUGCCCGUUAUGUCAUGCAGGAGGCCUCCAUGGAAGAAUCCGGCGCCAUUGGAAAGACCGGAUGGAGGCCAGUACCUUCGACUCCCCGACCCGAUGGACGUGAUGGGAAGACACCCGCGGAGCAGCUCAAUGAGAAGAUCCUGGCAGUCAGAGAGGAGUCCUAUGGGCCACAGGGUGGGAAGGCAGUGGAUGUAGUGGCAGCCUUCAUACAGAAAUGGCAACUGGCUGAAGAUGAAGCCGCGCUGCGUGCUGCAUGCGCCAAGGACUUGCGCUUUGUCAUGAAGGAAUUCAAUGGAAGCCGGUCAGUCUCGGAGCUUCUGGAGGAAGCAGCGGAAGCAAUUCCAAGGGAGGUCUGUGACACUGCAGAGGAAGCUGCUGGAGAAGAACCAGGGGUGCUGACCUGUGGCAGGCUCAACCGCUUGGAACUCAUAGAUCCCAACGCCGAUGCCCUUGUGGUGGGCGAUGCCAAUCUCACCUUCUCCAUCCUCCUGGCAAGGCAUCGGGAGGCAUUGGGCCACGUGGGACGAAUUGUGGCCACUACGUUUGAGACAAUCGAAAUACUUCGAGAAAGGUAUCCUGAAAUCGAUGCAACUGUGAAGGAGCUUGAAAGUAAAGAUGCUGAAGUCUUUCACAACGUGGAUGGCACCCGCUUGGCUGUGGAUUCGCGGUUUCAGGACAUGGUCAAGAAGUUCGGGGCAGUUUACUACAACUUCCCCCAUGCUGGAGUGGUCCAAGGUUUUUUCGACGGACAUCCAUUUGUGAGAUGGCGGCACGAGAAUCUGAUGCACCUGUUCUUUCGAGCCUUGCGUGGUUUCGUGAAACCCGAUGGCCUAGUGAAGGUCUCUUCCAACUGCUGCGCCAGAGGAGUUCGGUUUUCAGACAUCAUUGCUGGAGCUCAGAAUAGCGAGUUCGUACAUGUGGAGACGCUGCCGUUUCAAGAGUGGAGCCUAAGGGGCUACAGACGAUCCUAUGGAGAUCGGCGGGAUGCCAACCGACGCCCCGAAGAAAAUGAGCACUGGCAGCAAGACGGACUGGGUGAUGUGAUCAAUGUGAUCCAUGGCAAGGGGAAAGGCUCGGAGCCAAUGUUGCGCAGCAAUGCGCAGUAUGUUUCCAACACGCAGCACCUGCAACAUGCUGACAAGUUUAAAGAAGCCCAGGGAGUCUCAAAGGUAUGGCAACAAGCACUACAGAAAGUCGAGGACAGUCGAGUCAAAGAGAUGGUGCCAAAGGUGUCAGACUAUGGAAAUUCAAUCACUUUCUGUGGAAAAUCCGCCCACUGGCAAAAGGCCUGUGAGAUACUUUGUGGCUAUGCUUUGCGCCGGCUUGAAUCCAAUACGAUUUCUUACAAUGCUACGAUAAGCGCUUGUGAGAAAGGCGGAAUCUGGCUUCCAUCCCUGUGCAUGUUGCAGGAACUUGAUUGGCAGGGAAUGGAAGUUUCAGUGAUUACCAGCAGUGCAGCCAUCAGUUCAUGCCGGGAAAGCAACCAAUGGGGCAGAGCAAUGUCUUUGCUGGAUAGAACCUAUGAUGAAUCUUUACAGCCUAACACCAUCACCUACACUGCCUCGGUUAGCGCGUAUGAGAAGUCAAGUCAAUGGCAUUUGGCCUUACACUCGUUGGAGCACAUUCAGUUGAAGUGCAUCCAAGGGCACAUCUUUGCCUUGAACUCAUGCAUUGCAUCAUGCGAAAAUGCACAGAAGUGGGAUUUAGCCUUGACAUUCUUUCAUUCCCUGGCUUGGAAGGUCCAGAGAGAUGUUGCCACAUACAAUGCCACUCUCAGUGCAUUGGGGACAGGUCACUUCUGGCAAGGCAGUUUGCAAAAAUUCAGGGACCUCAGCAGUUCAUUGGAUCCGACAGUCAUCACUUACAACUCCGCUGUGUCCAUCUUCGAGAAGGUUUCUCGAUGGCAGCACGCACUUCUCGUAUUUGAUGAGCUUGCGCAGCUUGCGUCACGGAGACUGCAAGCCAAUGUUACUACAUGCAACUCACUUAUAAGCGCCUUCGAAAAAUGUGGCGCAUGGCGCGAAGCACUACAUUUAGUAAGCUGUAUGAUUCAAGUUUUGCGUCUACGCCCAGACUCAAUCACUUACAAUGCAACAAUCAGCGCUUGUGAGAAGGCGUCGAUGUGGCAGCUGAGUUCUUGGUUGCUUUUCGAAGACCAGCUGGAAAGAGAUAUUGUUACGUGCAACUCUGCAGCAACAAGCUGCGUGAAAGGUUUCUCUUGGCAAAAUGCCAUUGCAAUUUUCCAACACUGUCAUUUGCUCUCUGGAUCCAGGCGACCAGGGCAACCAGUGCGACCAGGGAAAGAUGCCAUCUCCUGUGCAGUUGGCAUUGAUGCCUAUGGAAAAGUUGCAGCCUGGCAAAGUGGCUUUUGUUGCAUGGAGCAGCUCCUUCAAUCAGACGUGAAAUUGGACCUUGUAGCCUGCAACCGGGCCCUCAGUGCUUUCGAAGAUGAAAUCUCUUGGCAAAAAUCAUGCGGCUUUUUGGAGGACCUCCUUUUGCAGAUGAAAAUUAAUGCGAUCACCUGCAACACUGCCAUUGGUGUUUACAUCAGGGGCACUCAGUGGAACAGAGUUUUCAACAUCAUCACUGAGCUGGAACAGAGACACUUGCAGCCCACCUUGCUCACUCAUAAUUCUGCCAUACAAGCAUCAACUGUUCAUGAUCAAUGGCAGUUAGCAUUGUUGUCCUUCAAAAGACUGGAGCAGAAGGUUUUGCCAGAUAUUUUGACCUAUCAUUUUGGCAUGGUUGCCUUUCAAAAAGGACACCGGUGCCUUGAAGCCAUCCAUUUGAUGGACCGUUUUCAGAGGGCAACUGAGAAUCUACGAUUAGAGAAAGGUUUGCGCAACGAGGACUUAGUGACUACAUGGGAUUGA